Molecule: messenger RNA, 939 nt
Organism: Helicoverpa armigera (cotton bollworm)
Lineage: Eukaryota; Metazoa; Arthropoda; Insecta; Lepidoptera; Noctuidae
Gene: Elp6
Product: Elongator complex protein 6
Exons: 3
Coding region: 144-881 (245 amino acids)
Biological process (GO): tRNA wobble uridine modification
Cellular component (GO): elongator holoenzyme complex
Source: RefSeq, a predicted model, not a curated record
CGUCAUGUAUGUCAUUUGUUGAUGUCAUGACCGUAUUAUCACGAUAAACAUUUUGAUACAAUUUUUAAUUCAUUAAUAAUUAAGAUAUCCGGUGCUUAUUCAUGAACUUAUAUAAUACAUAAUUAAUUUCCACCGUAAAUAGAAUGUCUUCAGAUAUUGUAACAUUGCUCCAGUUGGAUAAAGUUCUAUCCAGCAGAGUGGUUGUAGUAAAAGAAAUCAACAGAUGUGACAGUUCAUUUAUAACAAGUUGUGUUUUAAACCAUUGUAUCAAGAACAAGACUGCUGUUAUCAUAGUGUCAACUCACAACUCUUUGCAACACUACCAAAAUGUGGGUCUCAAAAUGAAUUACAAUUUGCAAAGAUAUGUGGAUACAGGGCUUAUUGAUUACUUUCACUUGGGAGAAUAUUGUAUAAAUAGUUUACUGUCUGAUGAUAAGUUACCACAGUUGUUUGUUAAGGUGAAGGAAAACGUUUUAGCAAUGCGGGAAAAGCAUGAGGUAGUCAAUGUUAUAUUAGAUGGCAUUUCCCACUUAUUUGAUUUAAAUUAUUCACUCAGGGAUGUUAAUAUGUUUUGUAAAGAGUUGAUACAAUUUGUUACUUGUUACAAUAAUUCAUUUGUUCUUUGUCACUGCAAUGAGGCACAUGACGAUGAUGUUACAAGUGUAAUGUCAAAUCUAUUGUCACAUAAAGCUCAUACACUGGUGAAGGUUGAGAAUCUGCCUUCAGGCUGGAGUACAGAUGUGUCUGGACAUCUAACUAUAACAUAUCCAGGUCUAAAAUAUGAUAAUGAGCAUGUUUACAUUAUGGAUAUCAAACCAUACAAAUAUCUUUUCAAAUUAUUUGAUAGAGGAGUUAAACUAUUUGCUCCAGGUACAGUUUAAAAAAAAUGUAUGUAUAUAUUUUGUUACAGGAUGUUAUAAAAAAAUAUUAUUUUCACAA